Molecule: messenger RNA, 3067 nt
Organism: Boleophthalmus pectinirostris (great blue-spotted mudskipper)
Lineage: Eukaryota; Metazoa; Chordata; Actinopteri; Gobiiformes; Gobiidae
Product: src substrate protein p85
Exons: 16
Coding region: 169-1740 (523 amino acids)
Biological process (GO): regulation of actin filament polymerization
Cellular component (GO): site of polarized growth; cortical actin cytoskeleton; focal adhesion
Molecular function (GO): actin filament binding
Source: RefSeq, a predicted model, not a curated record
AGGGCGAAGGGAGUGAAGCCAGGAACGUCCAGGAACAUCUUUAGCGAUUUUUUUUGUUUUUUCUGACAGGAGAGAGACAUUAUCAGAGGACCUACGCUCUCUCACGCAGUCACCACGUUUGGACCAGGCCUGCUCUUUGUACGCGUGCGUUUGGUGUGAGGAGAGACGAUGUGGCGGGCCGCAGUCGGACAAAACGUGAGCGUGAAUUUGGACGACGGAGGAGACGACUGGGAGACAGACCCAGACUUUGAGAACGAUGUCUCAGAGAAGGAGCAGCGUUGGGGGGCAAAGACAGUGGAAGGUUCAGGACACCAGGAGCACAUCAAUAUUCACCAUCUGCGUGAGACGGUCUCCACGGAGCACACCAAACUGAAGGAGCAGGAGCUGGACUCUAUGCCCAAAGCCUCACACGGAUACGGAGGAAAGUUUGGAGUGCAGCAGGAUCGCAUGGACAAGUCUGCGGUGGGUCACGAGUACCAGAGCAAACUGUCCAAGCACUGCUCCCAGACAGACACUUCUAAAGGGUUCGGAGGGAAGUACGGAGUGCAGGCGGAUCGUGUCGACCAGUCGGCUGUGGGCUUUGAAUACGCUGGAAAAACGGAGAAACACGCUUCACAGAAAGACUACGCGACUGGUUUUGGCGGGCGGUACGGCGUUCAGAAGGACAGAGUGGACCAGAGCGCGGUGGGAUUCGAUUAUCAGGGAAAAACUGAGAAACACGAAUCUCAGAAAGAUUAUUCUAAAGGAUUCGGAGGGAAGUUUGGCGUGGAGACGGACAAAGUGGACAAAAGUGCUGUGGGCUUCGAGUAUCAGGGAAAAACAGAGCGCCACGAGUCCCAGAAAGAUUACGUGAAAGGUUUUGGGGGUAAGUUUGGCGUGCAGGCGGAUCGUCAGGAUAAGUCUGCUCUGGGCUGGGACCAUCAGGAGAAACUACAGCUGCACGAGUCUCAGAAAGACUAUAAGCGUGGUUUUGGAGGGCGUUAUGGGGUAGAGACAGAGAGACAGGACCCAUCGGCUUUGGGCUUUGAACACAAGGAGAAACUGUCCAAACACGAGUCUCAAACAGAUUAUUCUGUUGGAUUUGGGGGGAAAUUUGGAGUCCAGAAUGAUCGCAUGGACAAGAGCGCAGGGACAUUUGAGGAUGUGGAGAAACCUGCUUCCUCCUACCAGAAAACCAAACCUGUGGAGGCUGCCAGCAGCAGCGCGGGCAACAUAAAGGCUCGGUUUGAGAACAUCGCCAGACAGAAAGAGGAGGAGGACAGGAAGAGGGCGGACGAGGAGAGGGCCAGACGUCAGGCCCGAGAGAAGAUGGAGCAGGAAGAACAGCGCCGCAAAGUCCAACAGGCCCCGAAGACGCCGUCCCCUGUGCCCAGCCCCUCCCCUCAGCCGGAGCCGGAGCCAGAGCCAGAGCCAGAGAACUUGUAUCAGAACAUCCAUGAGGUGGAGGAAGCGUCUGGGGAGAACGGACAGGAGCACAUUUACGAAGCAGAUCCUGAACCGGAGAGGAGCUACCACACAGAGGACAACACAGCUACAGAGACUCCACAGUACGAUUAUGGAGAGGACCUGGGGAUCACGGCAGUGGCUCUGUACGACUACCAGGCCGCUGGUGAUGAUGAGAUUUCCUUUGACCCUGACGACAUCAUCACGAACAUCGAGAUGAUCGACGAGGGCUGGUGGAGAGGAGUCUGCCGCGGCGCUUACGGUCUGUUCCCCGCCAACUACGUGGAGCGGCAGUAACGGCGCCCCCUGCAGUCCAGACUCCCCCCCUGCACCCCUGCACCACAUCUGUGUGUCUGUCUCCUUCAUGUUUGAGUUCUAGCGCUAAGACACUGUGAGACAUCCUCAGGUCUCCACAUGUUUCCGCAGUAGGUAAUUUAAAAACCUGGGCUAAAAUCCAGCUUUAAUUAUGUUUUUAAGCUCAAAUAAUUUGCAGUUUUUUCUUUGCGUAUUAGGGAUUUUAAUUUUCACCAAAGACCAGAGUGACAAGAUAGAGAGACGUAUGUUUUCAAAUGAUCAUUUUUGGAGAUUUUUCCGAUAUAUAAACCCAAUUUCUAAAAAGGUUGGAUCAAUGUGUAAAAUAUGUUAAAAACUAAAUAUUUAAAUCAUUUCUUGUACAUAUCAAAGCAUUUAUUGAAAGGACAAAUGCUUACACUAGUAUUUUUAUAGUAAUGGAGACUGUAUACAGAUCAGGGGUCUCCAAUCUGUAGCUCGGGAUCUACUGUAGCCCACAUAAAAUCAAUUUGAGGUCAGUAAGCACAAUCAGAAUUACCGCGUUUUUCGGACUAUAAGCACCAGCCAAAAAAUAUGUAAUGAACAACAGACUGUUAACGUCACACAUGAACAGUUCUUUAGAUAACUAUAGCAUAAACAACAGAACAGAACAAGUUUACCAAACUCUCCAUCUCACUCCAAAUCACUAAAUCCAUUCAAUUCUUCAUCCUCGGUGUCACUUCUGAGCAACUCCACGACCUCCAGAGGUAAACAGAGCGCCGCUUCCUCUUCUGUGUCGCUGUCGUCAGACUCAGCAUCAGUUCCAGUUAGAAUUAUUCGGGUCUUUCUGAAUCCCGACAGGAUGGUUUCGGUGUCACUGAAGUCCAGGCUUUGUCCAUCCAUCCAGUGACUUCCAGGAAAGUUGCCGUGAAGCUGUGUUCUCCAUCCCCGCUUUCCGCCAGUCCCUCACAAGUUUCUCGCUCACUCCAGACUUUCUUUCUGCUGCUCGAUUACUGUUUUUAGCUGCAUAUUUCACUACUUGCAGCAGGACAGGAGGCUCUUUCUGCAGGAGACAUGCGCAAGUAGACAGUGGAACAGGAGCAGCAGAAUACUGACACACAAGACUAGAGCCUCUUGCGGCUGUUAGUGUGAAAAUUUUAAUGUAUAAGUCGCAGGAAACACCCAAACCAUGAAAAAAAGUGUGACUUAUAGUCCCAAAAAUAUGGUAAUACUUAAAGCGCACUGUUCGAUUUUUGAGAAAAUUAAAGGAUUUUAAGUGCGCCUUUAUAGUCCGAAAAAAACAAGUAGUGCGCUGAAUGACUCAAUUUGAUGAACUACCAUUGUAAAUUUAUAA